This is a messenger RNA of Moneuplotes crassus, 1418 nucleotides long. NCBI's taxonomy places the organism in Eukaryota, Ciliophora, Spirotrichea, Euplotida, Euplotidae. The record is from the annotation of a GenBank genome assembly.
AUGAAAUUCUUAUAUAGCUUGGUGUUUACAAUUCUUCUCGUCUUUGAAGCUAGAAGUGAAGGGCCUGGUGACUUUAAAAUAAGGAUAUGUCCUUCUAUGAACUACCAGGUUCAUGAAGGAGAACCAAGUACUUUGCUUAAUAUCUCACUUGCCACUCAUUCACCCAGAUUACAUCUUGAUCAUCAAAAAUAUGGAUUUUUGGCAAAAUAUCCAAUGGAAGCAAUGAAUGAAGGUAAAGCUCUUGUAAAUGUCAAGAGUUAUAACUUGGAUAAUGGCAAUUCCCAGAUUUAUGUCUCAAUGUGCUCUAAAGAUAGACACUCAGUGAACUCAUUGCUAACUGCUAAUCAAGGAUUUUCCUUCGAAGACCCUAAGAUUUUUCAACGCAUGGGUUCCACAGAGGAUAAGACAAGGUUUUGCAAGAAGGCAAGCUUUGAGACUAACAAGAGCGGUGAACUCCAAAGACUCUUUGAGAAGGAUUUUAAGUUUCCAUUCCAGUUAUUAAGCCAGGUUGAAAUAUCAGAGGGGCUUGAAAUAGAUGAGUAUACUUAUAUUAUCGGUAAGGAAUCUAGCGCACAGCUAGUUGGAUAUUCUGUAAACUUGGAUAAGUCUAAGUUCGCAAAAGAAGCUAUUGUUACAAUCAAGAAGGAUUCUUGGCUAUAUUUCUGCGAUGGUACUCCUCAUAGUACAUAUCUUAAUAUGGAUAAGAAUCUGUAUGAGCCUCGUAUUCUCUCAUUCAACCGUUCGAUAGAGAACCCGGGCUUUCAUAAGAUUUAUCAAAACUCUUUGACCUUGAAGCCUAUUAUGAGUCACGAUUGUGUUCUUAAGAUCAGCGAGUAUGUCAGUUCAGAUAUAUUCUUCGACAUGGAUGAGCUCCUUCGGUUGAAGGAGCUAUCAAUGGAGUUUGACUACCCCAUUGAUAUAGAGAAGCCUGCCAAUGUUUCUAAGCAUCACUUCGUGUCAUACUACCUAAAGCUGGAGGAGAGCGAAGGUUUAGUCUCAAAAAUAACACAGAAUGAAAAUGGAGGCUAUGAUUUCUCCUGGUGGUUCCCCUGGCAUCUGAGAUAUCAACUACCAGAUAAAAAAACUAAGGUAUUGAAGGAUCAGACAACAUUCUGGGUCAGAGAUCCAGAUUUUGCAUAUAUUUGCUAUAAUGAUCCGAGAAUUACAGCUAAUAAUCCUCUUGGAUUUGAAGAGGUUGUUAAUGGGAAAUUAGGACACAAGAAAAUUUGGAGACAUAUGGACUUUUCUUCUGAGCAUAAUCAUCAUUAUAAUGUAACAGCCCCUGUAGUGCCAAAUAAAGAAUACCUAAUGAUCAAUGACACUGAAAUUAUUACAUACGAGGCCUUAUCAGGAGCUAUAGUUCUUGGAUGUAUGCUACUAAUCGCCAUAAUUUCUCGUACAAAGAGUGAAUAAUUCAA